Molecule: messenger RNA, 798 nt
Organism: Eremothecium cymbalariae DBVPG#7215
Lineage: Eukaryota; Fungi; Ascomycota; Saccharomycetes; Saccharomycetales; Saccharomycetaceae
Gene: DPM1
Product: dolichyl-phosphate beta-D-mannosyltransferase
Exons: 1
Coding region: 1-798 (265 amino acids)
Biological process (GO): GPI anchor biosynthetic process; protein O-linked glycosylation via mannose
Cellular component (GO): endoplasmic reticulum membrane
Molecular function (GO): dolichyl-phosphate beta-D-mannosyltransferase activity
Source: RefSeq, a predicted model, not a curated record
AUGUCGGUUGAAAGUUCAGUUGUUGUGCCUGCUUACCAUGAAAAAUUGAACAUCAGGCCUUUGACAACAAGGUUAUUUGCUGCGUUGGGCAAUAAGGACUCCAAGAAAACUGAGUUGAUAUUUGUGGAUGACAACUCAAGAGAUGGUUCUGUAGAAGAAGUUGAAGAAUUGGCUAAGCAAGGGUACAAUGUGCGUAUAAUUGUUAGGACAAACGAAAAAGGGCUUUCCAGCGCUGUUUUGAGAGGGUUUUACGAAGCAAAGGGAGAUUACGUGAUUUGUAUGGACGCUGACUUGCAACACCCUCCAGAAAGUGUGCCUCAAUUGUUAGAUGCGUUGAAAACAUAUCCAUUUGUUUUGGGCACUAGAUAUGCUCCUGGCGUCGGUAUUGACAAAGACUGGCCUCUAUACAGAAGGGUUAUUUCCACUGGUGCCAGGAUGCUAGCCAGACCAUUGACAACUGCUUCAGAUCCUAUGUCCGGCUUUUUUGGCUUACAAAAGAAGUAUUUGCUUCACGAGGACGCAAGAGGAAUCAACCCGCAAGGAUUCAAGGUUGCAUUGGACUUAUUGGUGAAAUUACCUCUGCCCCGCAAUAAUCCUAUCGGCGAAAUUCCCUUUUCGUUUGGUGUUAGGACCGAGGGUGAAUCGAAGCUUUCUAGUAAAGUUAUUGUUCAGUAUAUCCUACAGCUAAAGGAAUUGUACAUCUUCAAAUUCGGUGUUGUCAACUUGACCGUCGCUAUCGUAUUAUUCGUGGUUGUUGUCUCCCGUAUUCUAUAUGAACUAGUCGCUUAUCAGUUCUAA